CACCUCCUCCCACCUCGGGGGCCGCGCCGCCGCCUUCCCCCUCCAAAUCCGGCGCCCUCCAGCCCCCCUCCGCCACGUGGCAUGUCCUGAGCGGCCAGCCGCCGCCCGGCCAUCGCUCCCCGCCAACCAGGGGUCGCCACAUGGCCUCCCAGCGCCCCCCUGGCAGUUCCCCUCGCCGCAGCCCGUCCAGGCCCGGGAAGGGCCCGCCAAGCCCAUCGUGGCCCGUCCCCGAUGCCUGUGCCCCUGUGCCUCGCCCCGAUCCAGGGAGGAGAGGAGCUCCUCCCGUUCGUCCUGCGCUGGCGUCCAGCGCCGCUGCACCGGAGCUCAGCCGCCGCCGACGACCUCCUCCAGCAGGACAGGUCUCCUUCGGCCCCUCUCGGUUUCUCCUCUCUCUCCCCUUGCCGUUCCCCCAUAUCUAACUACUCUCUCUCUCUCUCCGUCUUGGAAGCCCUGCCAUGGAAGCCGGCGCCCAAGCUCGCUGGAUCUUCACCUCCGGCGCCGCAAACCCCGGGAACGGGUUCCCCACCAUCGGAUCUGGCGGAUCUCGGUCGUCCCUCGCCUUCCCCGCGGUUCCCCUCUCGCCAUCGACCUCCAUGCCUCGCCGCCGCCUCGCUCAUCCUCUGGUUCGGGAGGACGAUGCUCCCUCCGCGCGUUGACCCCUGGUCGCGCUCCUCCUGGGCCGCAUCUCGUGAAGGCCCAGCCGCAUCGCGCCUCCGGUCCAACCUGGUUCCAAGGCCCAGCAUUGCCUGCCCGGCCUCCUCCUCGCCGUCUGGGCUAAGCCCAUGGAUCCGGUAAUGUUGCGAUUGUGAGGAUUCCUUCGACUACUCCCGUUCGUCUUCUUCAUGGACUCGUUCUUCUUCCUAGCGGGAUUUUAG
Molecule: messenger RNA, 875 nt
Organism: Triticum aestivum (bread wheat)
Lineage: Eukaryota; Viridiplantae; Streptophyta; Magnoliopsida; Poales; Poaceae
Exons: 2
Coding region: 232-795 (187 amino acids)
Source: RefSeq, a predicted model, not a curated record